AAUAGGUAUAGGUGAUUAUUUAAUAGGAUACAGUUUUGGCAAAUUAGAAAACUAUUUUGACCAACCGGUACAAUCUUCUCCGGCACUAGGUAUAAUACUAGGUGAUCAAUUAGGUAAUGAAGAAAUAAAAAUACCCAAAGAGGACAUUGCAUACAAAUACUUUUGCAUACCCCAUGAAGGCAAACACUUACUUAUACCAGUUCUGCAUCACCUUUUCCACGUUUUUGAAAAUUAGAUUUAACAUUUAAAAUAUUAAGAAAUUUGAUACUGCUGUUUUUUUAUGCUAUUAUUACAGAUAUGGAGUUUUUGUUCAGCGAAGAAAGCAUUGGCAUUGAGGCUCAGCAGCCAGUUGGCGACAAGGUUGAGGAAUUGUAAAAAACGGUUUUAACAAACCAAGCAAAAUUAUUGGAAAACCAGAAAAUAGUUAUGGACCAAUUCUUUCAUUUCGGCAAGCGACUAACUAAUUUAGAAAACAUAUUUAAUGAAAAUAAAAUCGAAGCCAGUGAGCAGCUAACACAAUUUAAGACGGUGCGUGAAUGUAAGGUCCUACUCCGCAGGAUUCAUCAUUCUGUUUGUAAAAUGACUGGAGAAGAAGUGGAUGAAAUUCAAACGGAAAUAUCGUCCACAUUACCAUUGCAAACGCUAGCUGCAGCUGAAGAAUUUGAAAAAAAGCUGCUGCAACAACAAUAUCUUGAGGCAAUGAAAACUUUACUUUUGAAAAUUAAGGGUCCUGAAACGACUGUUGACGAUUUGCUUCGUCAACUUUAUAGUAAUGAAAUGUUGUCGCUUUGCAACUGGGAUGGUAGGGCAACAAUGAAGCAUUGUCCCAAUAUUCUCUUGUUUCGGACAUACUUUUUGAUAUUUUUCAGCUAUGCGGACGAGCAACUUACGAGAAGAACAUUCGUAGGUCAAUUGAGCUUAGUCACCACCGUUUUAAGCAGCGAAAUUAUCGGCAGCGGAAUUUAAAUAAGA
Anastrepha ludens (Mexican fruit fly) is the source of this 972-nucleotide messenger RNA. RefSeq lists its product as uncharacterized. Bases 427 to 966 code for a protein of 179 amino acids. The record is from RefSeq and is a predicted model, not a curated record. Lineage: Eukaryota; Metazoa; Arthropoda; Insecta; Diptera; Tephritidae. The transcript has 5 exons.